Messenger RNA from Megalobrama amblycephala (Wuchang bream), 1644 nucleotides. Its product is annotated as E3 SUMO-protein ligase ZBED1-like. The transcript has 3 exons. Gene Ontology annotation, molecular function: protein dimerization activity; DNA binding. The record is from RefSeq and is a predicted model, not a curated record. NCBI's taxonomy places the organism in Eukaryota, Metazoa, Chordata, Actinopteri, Cypriniformes, Xenocyprididae. The coding region runs from base 1 to 1644 and encodes 547 amino acids.
AUGGCCGACAGCGAUACUUGUAAGGAUGAAAACAACAAAACCGAAGAUGAGAUUGUGCCAGCCCCUGCAGCUUUUAAAUCAGAUGUCUGGAAACAUUUUGGUUUCGCCGUGUCAAAAAACGCAAAAGGAGAGAAGGUGGUGGACAGACAAUGGACUAUGUGCAAGCACUGCCACAGUAAGCUGCGAUACAACACAGGAAACACAAGCAACAUGCAAAGUCAUCUGACGACCCAUCAUCCCGAAAAGUUUGCAGAUUCUCUCACAAAGAAAGUCCUGUCCGUAGAUGGCAAAGGAUUUAAAAGGUUAGUGGCCAAGCUUGAGCCGAAGUAUCAAAUGCCGUCGUGGGCUCAUUUUAGUCAAACUGUGUUCCCUGCUCUUUACCGUGAGACAAAAGAACGUGUCAUGUUGAACCUUAAACAGUCUGAGUGCAUUGCUAUUACCACUGAUGGGUGGACUUCCAGAGCGACUCACAGUUACAUCACUAUUACGGCACAUGUUUUGACGAGUGAAUGGGAAAUGCAGAGUUACGUUUUACAAACUAGACAGCUUAGCGAAUCACACACUGGCGUAAACAUAGCCGAAGUCCUUAAAUCUGCAGUCAAAGAGUGGGGGCUGGACAAGAUUGGAACAAGGAUCGCUGUUGUUACUGACAACGCAAGCAACAUGCGAGUAGCAGUAAAGGAAGCCGAACUGUCCCCUCACAUACGGUGCUUUGCGCACACACUAAACCUGGCCUCCCAAGCAGGUUUAAAGGUCAACGCAGUGAGCCGCCUCCUUGGUAGAGUCAGACGUGUAGCUAGUUUUUUUCACCGCAGUUCUACAGCCACAGCCGUGCUGACCACCAAACAAAAACUACUCAAUCUCCCUGUACAUAAACUCAUUAUUGAUGUAGUGACAAGAUGGAAUAGCUCUCUGGACAUGGUGGAGCGCUACCUUGAACAGCAACAAGCUGUUGCUGCAGCCCUACUGAGUGAUGAACUGAGACACAAGUCACGUGAAAUUGACACUUUGGACGCAUCUGACAUUGCAAAUGCAGAGGAUCUUGUGAAGAUUCUUUUACCAAUAAAAAAGGCCACAACUGUUCUCUGUGAUGAGUUGCAACCAACAAUAUCUCUCAUUUCACCACUAAAACAAAUGAUUCAAGACAGCAUGGCCACAGAUAAUCACGACUCAAAUGCCAUUGCUCUGAUGAAGGUAGCCAUUCUGAAGGAUCUUACUGACAGAUACCAAGGAGAGGAUGAAAAGUUUAUGCAGGAGAGCAGUGCUUUUGAUCCAUGCUUUCGGACCUUGCAACAUCUAGGCAGUGGAGAGAGAGAGGACGUCUUUGAAAGAAAAGCAUCACAGAUGCAACAACAGGACCAAGAUGUGCUGCCCAGGAGCCCACAUCCAGCAGAUCUGGACGACAGCAGUGCGAGCUUUGUGCCUCCUCUUAAGAAGCAUGCCCUUGAGGACCUCCUUGGCUCUUCUUUUAGCAGUAAUCAAGUCACAGGUGGAAUUCAGGCAGAAAUUGACUCUUACUGCAAAGAAGCAUUAGUUUCUCUGUCUGCUUGCCCUCUUAAGUGGUGGAGAGACAAUGCAGGGCGGUAUCCUAUUCUGUCUUCAUUAGCAAAGACCUACCAUACCCGCUACCUCGGUGCCCAGUGA